Messenger RNA from Oenanthe melanoleuca, 3397 nucleotides. RefSeq names its product centromere protein I (gene CENPI). The transcript has 21 exons. Gene Ontology annotation, cellular component: kinetochore. The record is from RefSeq and is a predicted model, not a curated record. Bases 369 to 2591 code for a protein of 740 amino acids. Lineage: Eukaryota; Metazoa; Chordata; Aves; Passeriformes; Muscicapidae.
AAGGGCGGAACCGCCGCCGUCAUUCCAGCCACGGAGGGCAGUGGCGGCGCUGCGCAUGCGCGGCUGGGAGAACUCCUGCGGGCGGUGUUUAGUGCGCAUGUGCGGGGAUACUGCGCUCAGUGCGCAUGUGCGGGGCGGUGGCGGCGAGGUUUGAACGCAGGGACGGUUGGAGGCAGCGGGAGGUGCCCUGGAGGUUCAGUGUCCGUGGGAAGGGGUGACCGAUGCCUAAGGCAGGAGUGUUAAUUGUCCUGGAACUGGAACCAGUUCUCUGACAUUCCUCAGCUGAUCUCUUUUCUUGCCUAAUGAAGGAUUGGCUUUCACAUGACAAAUGAGUAAAAUUCUCCAGUCUCAGCUGGGAGUCUGAAAAGAUGCCACAAAGGCAGAGUUCCAGGACCCCGAAGCAGCACAUUCACAGUAAAAGCCAAACUGAUCUCUCUGCGUGGCGAAAAGGAGGGGGAAUUGAAAAAAGUUUGCAGAAUCAAUCUGCUAAUGAUCAGAAAUAUGAUAGCCAGGAAGGGUCUCUAGAGCAAGCUUUGAGCUACUUGGAGAAAGUUCAAGGCCGUGUUGCACUGAAGAACAGUGUUCUGCAGAAACACUUGAAUGCUGUGGAAAGCACUGCCCUGACACAAGGGCUGCCCCCUGAAGGGUUUGAGAUACUGCUGAACGUGGCGCUCAGUGGCAAAUUUGCUGAUACAGUGAAUACUUGUUUAUUGAAGUGCCUGAUUCCUGCCUCAGUGAUCCCAGAAAAUUCUGUGGUUAAAGCUGUGUCUUGGCUCUGUGUCGGCAAAUGCUCAGCCAACAUCCAGCUGAUUUUUUUAAAGUGGCUGAUCACAGUGUUUGACUUCAUUGAUCACAAGGAACAACUUCGUGCCCUCUAUGGCUUCUUCUUCUUCUUCCUGCAAGAUGACAGGAUGUGCCCCUACGUCUGCCACAUGCUCUACCUGCUGACCAGGAAAGAAAAUGUCAAGGUUUUUCGGAUUAGGGCACUGCUUGACCUCCAAGCAAAAAUGGGAAUGCAGUCUCAUCUGCAAGCUCUGCUAUCACUUUACAAACUUUACUGCCCAGAACAAGUGACCAUAACCCUUCCUGGGAAAAUGAAGACUUACUUCAAGAAUCCAGAGGGCCCGUGGAAAGCAGCGAUCACUGCAGUAAGGCAAAGAAACCAGGGAACCUCUCCCCUGUCCCAGAGAAUGUUUUUAGGCACAUCUCAACCUCAGUCACGAAAAAGGAAAUGGAAUGCCCAUCUGGUUAUACCUGCAAGCAGUACAAACACAAAUAAUUUAGAAGAGGACAGACAAAACAACAGUGUUUGUUUGUACAGUACAAAUGAAUCUUUUCCACUGGAGCAGCUGCAGACCUUCCCUCAGCUCCUACAAAAUAUCCAUCUUCUAGAGUUUCCUUCCCAGAUGGGUUCAGUGCUAACAAACCCUUUAUUGCUUCACUAUAUGAAUUGUGUGAAAGAUGAAUCUAUUUACCUGAGGCUCUACUAUUGGAUGGGCCAGAUGCUCCAGGAAGAAUGCACCUGGUGUGUGGCUGAUAACUCAUCUGAAGAAGAAUUCAAGAGCUUCCUGGAAACUAUCUACAAGUCAGAAUGUUUCUUGCAGGAGGGGUUUUCUGUCUGUGAAGAGUUCCUGUAUAAGACCCUUCCUCUCUGGGAUGGCCUCUGCUGCCGCUCAGAAGUCCUUAGUCUCCUGAGUUGGAUUUCCAUCAGCAGUUUCUCUGACAUUAAGCCAUAUAUCUAUGAUCCCCUGGCACAGCUCUUUUUCACCUCAUCUAUUUACUUUAAGUGCAGUGUUAUUGAGAGCCUGAAAGAGCUGUUGCAGAACUGGUUAAAUUGCAAUGAGUUUCAAAUGGAUUUGGAGUUGUCUUCUUUGAACACCACCCUGUCUGGACAAGUGAACACGGUGGCUGAGCUGGUUCACUUUGUGGGAAGGAUCUCUGCUGUUGCACUGCGUUUGGAAAACAAUUCCAGCUUCUUGCUGUACUUCAUUCUGGAUUUCUAUGGGACGGUGUGUGACAUGUACCUGAAGUACAACCUGCCUUUGCUGAUAAUGCCUCCUGCUGGGGUUUUCUACCCAGCACUGCUCAGCAUGGAUUCUGUCAACUUGAACCAGCUCUGCUACAUUAUGUACAGGUAUCGAGCCAACUUGAUAGCUGCAAAAGAAAAUGAGCUGAGUAAAAAGAAAAUCCUGCAAUUCAAGUUCAGUAACCGGACGUACAAAGAGUACAACCAGUACAUAAUAUCUAUGGUGGGCUGUCUGUGGACAUCCAGUGCAUUCCAAAAGGAUAUUCAUCCUCAAGGUCUUUGUUUGGAUGAUAAACUGCUGAGUAAAACUACAGUGAAGGAAUUAAAAAACAGCUUUAACAUUGUCUAUCAUCCAGCCUUGAUGGGCUACUCUAUUGAAUUCCUGCAGCAGAUUUGUCCUGGUGAUACCACCUUCAACUUCAAAUUAAUUAAGGGGAGGAAGUGGGACUGGUAUCUGGAAUAUCUCUACACGCAAGGUUUGAACGGGCUGAAGGUCUUUAUUGAGAGCAGCAUCAGUCGUGUUUCCCAGGCCACUUACAGCAAAGCAGAGAAUAUGGAAGCAUGACCCUGGGACUCAUUGGAAUUCUUCUGUCAUCUGGAGCAGACUAGCAGACUCUAAAACACUGUGUCAAUAAUUCUUCCUUCCUCAGAGGAGAGAAACAGAGCAAUUACUCUUACCUGCACUUUUGUACUGACAUCUGUCUUAGGAAGGUGAAGACACAGAUGUUGAGGCUGGCUUGAUUCCUUAACACUGAACCCCCUGUUGGCCCUGCUAAGCUUCUCUGGUCUGAAGCUGGUGAUCUCUGCUGUGUAACAUCCACCUUUUUCACCCUCGUGUUUCUCUGUUGGAGUAUGUGUUUUGAUUGAGACACAAACAUUUUCCAUCUCAAAACUGCAGUGAGCAGUGGUGUUUCAUUUAUAAGUGAUGUUGACCCUUGACCUGCUUUGCCUUCCUCAGCAGCAGGUAACAAGAAACAACUUAAUCAACUUUUCAGAGGUGCUGUGUGCAUCUUGGAUUGGAGCAAGGAUUUCCCAAUCCCCUGUUGUAUCCUGUAUGAAUUUUAACAGACUGACCUAAGCUGACCUUCCUGAAAUUUCAUUUUGAGUUUUACAGAACAAUUUAUAACUUUGGUUAUAAUGAUGUUUUCGUGCAGCUGGAAAGCUUGGUGUUCAGUUGAUGAUUUAUUGAUUUGAGCACUUAUACAAUGUUGCCAGCAGCUCAGCAUUUUCUGUAUUGAUAAGUGCAGAUCUAGCUUUCCUUUUUGAGUUUUUAGCUCUGUAGGUGUUGUAUAUUAUUUGCGUACAUAUGUAUAAUUUAUAUUCUGUAAAAUAUUUCUGUGUCUUUUUAAAAAAACUCAUUUACAAAAUUUA